AUGGCGGCGGCGGCCCUCCCCCCCAAAUCCCCCCAGGAACCCCCGGAAAACCCCGACAAACCCUCGGAAAAAGCCCCAAAAUCGCCGGAAUUCGCCCCAAACUCCCCGGAGGAGGAGGAGUGGGGGGUGCCCUGGAGCGAGGAGGAGGAGGAGGAGCCCCCCGGGGGAUGGACCCCCGAGCCCCCCGAGAUCCGGCGCCUCUUCGAGGCCAUCGCGCGCGCCGGGACCCUCCCGCUGCGGAGCGGCCCCCUGCCCCGCCGCCAGCCCACCCCGGAGCCCCCCAGCGACCCCGAGGACGGGGGGGACCCCGCCCAGAGCCCCCCGCAGCGGCCCCCCGAGAUCAAGCCCCCUCCCCCCACGGAAUUCGAUUUUGACGACGAGCCCCUCCCCCCCAGCCCCGCCCUGAUCGACCGGCGCCGCGCCCCAGGGCCGCCGAGCCGGGGGCAGAAGCGCGAGGCGCGGCUGGACAAGGUCCUGUCGGACAUGAAGCGCCACAAGCGGCUGGAGGAGCAGAUCCUGCGCACCGGCCGGGACCUGUUCCCGCCCCAGGGCCAGCGCCCCUUCCCCAGGCACAAAAACUGAGGGAAAAUGGGAAAAAUGCAAAAAAAAUAACAUUUCAGGCA
This is a messenger RNA of Taeniopygia guttata (zebra finch), 623 nucleotides long. The record is from RefSeq and is a predicted model, not a curated record. NCBI's taxonomy places the organism in Eukaryota, Metazoa, Chordata, Aves, Passeriformes, Estrildidae.